GUAUAAACUAGUUGUGAAUUGCGAGUUUGGAAGAUGGGUAGAUGACAAGGCAGUUUGAAAGCUGAACCACAGAAAAUGGAAGAGUGAAGGUAGACCACAAAUGAAAUAAGGCAGUGUGAUAUGGUGGAAGAGUGAGAAAUGAAAGGUAUUGUGAUAUUACCGUUCUGUUCUCCCAUGGCUUUCGCAGCAGCUCCUCUUAUCCAGGUUGUAUUAUACGGAAAUCCCAAGUUUUUGUUUUUGAGGAGUACUGCUCGUUGCACGGUCCACGCCUCUCGCAGACCACCACCCCCUGGGCCUGGAGUUGACACCAGAAUCCAUUGGGAAAACGAAGAUGAAGGUUGGAUUGGAGCUACCAAUACCAAACACCAACAGACCCACAAACCCAAUAACAACAUGUUACAGGCUGAUGACUUUCCUGAUUUCCUCACCGCUUCUUUAGGUUCUCAUUACGAAUUCUUGGGUGUAUCACCAGAUGCGGAUGUAGAAGAAAUUAAAGUUGCUUAUCGGAAAUUGUCAAAGGAGUAUCAUCCCGACACAACUUCCCUGCCUCUCAAAACUGCCUCAGAAAAAUUCAUGAAAUUAAGAGAGGUUUACAACGUUCUUAGCAAUGAAGAGAGUCGAAAGUUUUAUGAUUGGACCCUUGCUCAAGAGGCUGCAAGCCGCCACGCAGAGAAGAUGAAAAUGAAAUUAGAAGAUCCUCGCCAGCAACAACUCAAGAACUGGGAACCUGUUCCAGACAUGGUUGACCGCCUUGGUGGAAGGAAUAUGAAGCUUAGUGAUCAGGCAGUUUCGGCCAUCACCAUUGAUCUCUUUAUCAUUGUUUUUGCCCUAUGUUGUAUCAUAUAUGUUAUUUUCUUUAAAGAACCCUAUUACUACUAGUAUUGGCUAGUUAACCAAUUAUAACACCCUAUAUGUUAUACGACAGAAUCAAUUAAUAUAAAACAUUACAAGAUUUCUCCACAAUGGGAAAA
Glycine soja is the source of this 971-nucleotide messenger RNA. Its product is annotated as NAD(P)H-quinone oxidoreductase subunit T, chloroplastic-like. NCBI's taxonomy places the organism in Eukaryota, Viridiplantae, Streptophyta, Magnoliopsida, Fabales, Fabaceae. The coding region runs from base 139 to 879 and encodes 246 amino acids. The record is from RefSeq and is a predicted model, not a curated record. The transcript has 2 exons.